AUGGACCUCAAAGGCCUCUGGGACGCAACCGUGGGCGAGUACGUCCGAUGGGACCUUUGGCCAGCUUACCUUAGCGCUGUCCUAGUCUGGGGGCUCACCAGCCCGUUGCGAGAUGUAGAUGUGGCGUUCACGCUGCAAGUUUGGCGAGUGACGCGUAUGAAUGGAGAUCUCUGGCGCCUUAGCACACUGCGAUUUAACGAUAUGAUCAUCAAUGAGGAACUACGCGGUUUGGAUGGACCUACCUAUGCUUAUGCCCUGUGGAAUGGUCUCUUUGCGGUCCCAGAACUGGUCCUCCGUGACCGCCAGGAAGAGUACGGCCGGUAUGCUUACGUUUUGCGCAGUUGGUGGACGGCUUAUCGUGUCACGUAUGGCGAGUACCUACCGUGUCUAACUGUGCUAACCUUCCGCUCCGUGGGUCGUUAUGUGUGCGCCUUCGGAGAAGCUAUAGCCGCCAUGUGGGGUCGGUGUUACGAGUUUGGUGAAGGUGGCUUUUGGAUUGCCGUCAUCCUAGUAUCUCUGAGCCUGUUCUUGCCUAUGGCCUUAUACGACGCGUAG
Molecule: messenger RNA, 555 nt
Organism: Phytophthora nicotianae INRA-310
Lineage: Eukaryota; Oomycota; Peronosporomycetes; Peronosporales; Peronosporaceae
Exons: 1
Coding region: 1-555 (184 amino acids)
Source: RefSeq, a predicted model, not a curated record